This is a messenger RNA of Thlaspi arvense, 1973 nucleotides long. The record is from the annotation of a GenBank genome assembly. Lineage: Eukaryota; Viridiplantae; Streptophyta; Magnoliopsida; Brassicales; Brassicaceae.
CCAGUUCACAGCUAAAAAUCAGAAGAUAAAUAAUUGGCAGACAAAUCUUUCUCUCUCAUUUCCUCUCUCUCCCUCUCUCUUUCACUCUCAGUCACAGACACUUCAAUAUCAAAAGCCUCUGUUUCUUAUUUUUCUCAAUAACCUCCAGACAAAAGAAUUGCAAACGAAUAUCUCGUAUACAAAAGACACAAACCUCAAAUUCUGCACCUUAGAAGUUACUACUGAAUGCAAGUUUUGGUUCAGACAAAGAUGGUGCAGAGAAGAAGAGAAGUAAAACAGAAUUAUGCUUUGUCCUCUUCAACCUCCUUCCUCUUUAUCAUCUUUUUGCUCUGUUCAUCUUCUGCAGAGCUCACAGACAAAGGUGUUAACUUUGAAGUUCUUGCUCUAAUAGGAAUCAAGAGCUCACUGAUUGAUCCACAUGGAGUUCUUAUGAAUUGGGAUGACACAGCAAACAAUUACAUCACAGGACAUAUCCCUUCUGAGAUUGGGAAGUUGAUGAAGCUCAAAACACUUGAUCUCUCUACCAAUAACUUCACUGGUCAAAUCCCAUUCACUCUUUCUCAGUCCACAAAUCUUCAGUACUUGAGGGUGAAUAAUAACAGUCUGACAGGAACAAUUCCUAGCUCAUUGGCAAACAUGACCCAACUCAGUUUUUUGGAUUUGUCGUACAAUAACUUGAGUGGACCAGUUCCAAGAUCACUUGCCAAAACAUUCAAUGUAAUGGGAAAUCCUCAGAUUUGUCCAACUGGAACUGAGAAAGACUGUAACGGGACUCAGCCUAAGCAAAUGCCAAUGACCUUCAACAGUUCCCAAAAUGGAGCUUCUAAUGGUGGAACAAAAAACCGGAAAAUCGCCAUAGCCUUCGGUUUAAGCUUUACUUGUGUUUGCUUGUUGAUCAUUGGCUUUGGUUUUCUUCUUUGGUGGAGAAGAAGACGUAACCAACAAGUAUUCUUUGACAUGAAUGAUCAAAACAAGGAAGAAGUAUGUCUAGGGAAUCUAAGGAGGUUUAGUUUCAAAGAACUUCAAUCUGCAACGAGUAACUUCAGCAGCAAGAAUCUGGUCGGAAAAGGAGGGUUCGGGAAUGUGUAUAAAGGUUGUCUUCAUGAUGGAACAAUCGUGGCAGUGAAGAGAUUAAAGGAUAUAAACAAUGGCGGUGGAGAGAUUCAGUUUCAGACGGAGGUUGAAAUGAUAAGCCUCGCCGUCCACCGUAAUCUCCUCCGUCUCUACGGCUUCUGCACUACUUCCAUGGAACGGCUUCUCGUUUAUCCUUACAUGUCCAAUGGCAGUGUUGCUUCUCGUCUCAAAGGAACGGUGGGUCACAUUGCACCUGAGUAUCUCUCAACGGGACAAUCUUCGGAGAAGACAGAUGUGUUUGGUUUCGGGAUCCUUUUACUCGAACUGAUCACUGGUUUGAGAGCUCUUGAGUUUGGAAAAGCAGCUAACCAAAGAGGAGCCAUUCUUGAUUGGGUGAAGAAACUACAACAAGAGAAGAAGCUAGAACAGAUAGUAGACAAGGAUUUGAAGAGCAAUUACGACAGAAUCGAAGUGGAAGAAAUGGUUCAAGUGGCUUUGCUUUGUACACAGUAUCUUCCGAUUCAUCGUCCUAAGAUGUCUGAAGUUGUGAGAAUGCUUGAAGGCGAUGGUCUCGUUGAGAAAUGGGAAGCUUCUUCUCAGAGAACAGAAACCAACAGAAGUUACAGUAAACCUAACGAGUUCUCGUCUUCUGAACGUUACUCGGAUCUUACAGAUGAUUCCUCAGUGUUGGUUCAAGCCAUGGAGUUGUCAGGUCCAAGAUGACCAAGAGAAAUAAUUAUAAAGUUGUCAUAAACAUAUAUAUAAGCUUGGUACUUGUAUAUAGGUUUUGGAGUCGUAACGACUCAUAUGUUUUAGUGUGGAAACAAAUUGAAAUCUUUGAAGUGUAUUUAUUGUGAAUAUGUUAUAUAAAUUACCAACUGUGAGAAAUUACUAGUUAG